UUGCGAAAUAAAAAUUCCAAAAAACAGAAAGCUAAAAUCGAUUUGGGGAUUUCACUUCAACCUUUAGUCUCCGUCUCUUCUCUCUUUUGCCUGAGGAGGUGUUCCAAGCACCUCUUCGGAUUUAUUUGAUUUCUCUCUGUUUCUCUGGGAUUUGAAUUGCCUUCCCAAUGGCGUCCGAAAUCUCAAACGACAAGACCGCUGUUUUCAGAAAACUGAAAGCAAAGUCAGAAAACAAGAUGUGUUUCGAUUGUAAUGCAAAGAACCCGACUUGGGCAUCGGUUACGUAUGGGAUCUUUCUCUGCAUCGAUUGCUCGGCCGUUCAUCGCAGUCUCGGCGUUCAUAUCAGCUUUGUUAGGUCUACAAAUUUAGACUCAUGGACUCCUGAACAGCUGAGAACGAUGAGCUUCGGGGGAAACAACCGUGCACAAGUGUUCUUUAAGCAGCAUGGAUGGACGGAUGGAGGCAAAAUUGAGGCUAAGUAUACAUCAAGAGCUGCCGAGUUGUAUAGGCAAAUACUUUCUAAAGAAGUAGUCAAAAGUAUGGCAGAAGAGGCAGGUCUUCCACCAUCACCUGUUGCAGCUCAGUCAGGACAAGCAUCUAAUGGGAUUCUUGAUGUUAAGACCCAGGAAGCUCCAGAAGAGAACUCUAUAGCAAGGAAAGAAACGCCUGAAAUCACUGCUUCCCAGAAAGCCCCCCAUACAUAUGUUACCAGUACUGUUAAGAAGCCUCUUGGUGGUGCUAAGAAAAUUGGGAAGACUGGGGGGCUUGGUGCUCGCAAACUUACUACAAAGCCUAAUGAAAGCCUGUACGAUCAGAAACCUGAAGAUCCAGUUGUCCCAGUGCCAGUGCCUUCCUCAACUAACAGCACUCCAACAGCUGGAUCAUCCUUUGCAUCUCGAUUUGAGUAUGUAGAAAUUGUCCAAAAUACUGAGACAAAUCCCACUGGCGCUCAUGUAAUUAGCCAUAUUGCUCCACCGAAGUCAUCAAAUUUCUUUGCAGAUUUUGGAAUGGACAGUAACUUUCCCAAGAAAACUAAUUCAAAUACCUCAAAAGUUCAAAUUCAGGAGUCUGAUGAAGCAAGAAAGAAAUUCACAAAUGCAAAAUCUAUCUCUUCUGCACAAUUUUUUGGUGACCAAAGCAGAUCUGCUGAUGUUGAUGCUCAAACCUCCUUGCAGAAGUUCUCGGGUUCUGCAGCCAUCUCCAGCGCUGAUCUAUUUGGUGACAGGGGAGAUAAUUCAGCUAUUGAUCUUACUGCAAGCGACCUAAUCAACCGACUGUCGUUUCAGGCACAACAGGAUCUCUCUUCCUUAACGAAUAUCGCUGGAGAGACCGGGAAGAAGCUUAGUUCCUUGGCGUCCAAUUUAAUGACGGAUCUUCAGGACAGAAUCCUGUGAUGUUGAUAUGCUCUGUGUUCAUUUGUUAAAGUAAACCCACCUGUCAACAUCGUAUGUAGGGAUUGCAAAGAGGGGUUGAUAAAAUUCUUUCAAAGAAAGCAAGACUUGACGAAAAUUCUCAAGGCCUAAGAGUGGCGGGUUGGCGGGUGAUUUGUUUCGUAGAACAGGAAACUAUUAUUGUUCUGAGAUUGUGGAUUAUAUGUGCUCUUGUGAACCACCGUAACAUUACUGCUUUGUGUCAAGGAAGCAACGCGAGAAUACUGUAUUCUCUUAAAACCGUGGAUUUGUCCCUGCCCAAUUUUAAUUCAAUCUCGAAUACGGUUUCCUUGAAAGGAACGUGUUGUUGAA
This is a messenger RNA of Pyrus x bretschneideri (Chinese white pear), 1742 nucleotides long. RefSeq names its product probable ADP-ribosylation factor GTPase-activating protein AGD8. Lineage: Eukaryota; Viridiplantae; Streptophyta; Magnoliopsida; Rosales; Rosaceae. Gene Ontology annotation, molecular function: GTPase activator activity. The record is from RefSeq and is a predicted model, not a curated record. The coding region runs from base 168 to 1394 and encodes 408 amino acids. The transcript has 7 exons. Gene Ontology annotation, biological process: COPI coating of Golgi vesicle.